Molecule: messenger RNA, 1219 nt
Organism: Exophiala mesophila
Lineage: Eukaryota; Fungi; Ascomycota; Eurotiomycetes; Chaetothyriales; Herpotrichiellaceae
Exons: 2
Coding region: 178-978 (266 amino acids)
Molecular function (GO): protein binding
Source: RefSeq, a predicted model, not a curated record
CACUCCCCCAGCCAACGCUUUGGAUCUCUUCCACUUCUUCUCACACUGUCUGUUGCUCUUGUCAUCACGCAGCUGUUGACGGGACGUGUCAACUCAAGACAUACUCAGAUUGCCUUGCGCUCAUGUGCGACAAGCUGGUUGGUACAUGAGUAUCCCUCUGUAUCAUCCCAAUCCAUCAUGCUUCCCGAACAAAACACCCAGCAAGUAAACCCAGCCUCAAUGCCACCCGGAGUUGAGAGUCCUCGGUCACUGGGCCAAGAAGACGGUGAAAUUAGCGAUCAUGCCUCCGCAUCGUCCCAACACCCCCAGACUGUGGAACUUGACGACGCCAAGGUAGCAGAGCCCCCACUACCUUUAGAGCCACUUCCACCUCCCCUGCCCAGCGAAGAGCCUCCAUCUCAACCAGUGGACGAUGGAUGGGAGCCUGUGUGGGACGACCAAGCACAAGCCUUCUACUUCUACAACAAAUUUACCCGUAUCACGCAAUGGGAGAACCCCAGGGUCCCUGAAGCAAACGGAGCUCGUGCCCCAGGGACAAGUGACAAUGACCAACACUCCACCUUUACCGAGGCGCCACCGGCCAAACGUGUAGGAGGCUACGAUCCAUCCAUUCAUGGUGACUAUGACCCCAACGCCGAUUAUGCCAAGAUGCACUCGACAACCGCACAAGACGAUGCAGACCGGAAUGCGCACAGUGUUGACGCUGCCGAUGUAUAUGCAGCGACAGCAAGCUUUAAUCGCUUCACCGGCCGGUGGCAAAGAGCCGACCUCAACCCGGAGAAUUACAGCGACGAACAAAAGAGCCGGCGCCAGAUGAAUGCAUUCUUUGAUGUGGAUGCGGCGGCCAAUAGUCAUGAUGGCCGAAGUUUACGUGCAGAAAGGGCAGGGAAAAAACUGACAAAGGCUGAGCUCAAGGCGUUCAAGGAGAAGCGCAGGGAGAAGAAAGAAGAGAAGCGGAGGGCCUGGCUGAGGGAUUAGGAAGCAUUCUGGCUAUUGGGUAAAUGGACGACAUCAACGACAGCAUGACAGGGCUCGUAGAAUCGAAUUGGAUAUGCAGGGUUCUAUGACUGGCCCCAUGUGCAAAUGCUUUUCCAUUCUUGGCGUCACAUCUUUGGAUUUCAUGCUCAAUGAGAAUGUCCUUUGUCAUACUUUUUAGAUGACUUUUUAUUAUAAUCACCAAGUUGUGCAUGCCUCGAUCGUGCUGUGGACAGGAGGAGAC